AUGGAUACAGAAAACCACUCAGUGGUGACUGAGUUUAUCUUCAUGGGCGUCACCCAGGACCCUCAGAUGCAGAUCAUCUUCUUUGUGGUUUUCCUCAUAGUUUACCUGGUUAAUGUAGUGGGGAAUGUUGGUAUGAUUAUCCCGAUUAUAACAGACACUCAGCUUCACACACCCAUGUAUUUUUUCCUCUGCAAUCUCUCCUUUGUUGACCUGGGCUACUCCUCAGCCAUUGCCCCCAGGAUGCUGGCUGACUUCCUAACAACGCACAAAGUUAUCUCCUUCUCCAGCUGUGCCACCCAGUUUGCUUUCUUUGUGGGUUUUGUGGAUGCUGAGUGCUAUGUCCUGGCAGCCAUGGCCUAUGAUCAUUUUGUGGCUAUCUGUCAACCCCUCCACUAUCGCACCCUCAUGUCCAAGCGGGUCUGCUUGGCUCUCAUGCUGGGCUCUUACCUGGCUGGUCUCCACACUACCCUCACCUUCAGCCUGAGUUACUGUGGUUCCAAUAUCAUCAACCAUUUCUUCUGCAAAAUCCCACCACUCUUGGCCCUCUCUUGUUCAGACACCUACAUCAGUGAGAUCUUGCUCUUCAGUCUGUGUGGCUUCAUUGAAUUCAGCACCAUCCUCAUCAUCUCCAUCUCCUAUACCUUUAUCCUCGUUGCAAUCAUCAGAAUGCGUUCAGCCGAAGGCCGCCUUAAGGCUUUCUCCACCUGUGGGUCUCACCUUACUGGCGUCACCCUCUUCUAUGGCACAGUCAUGUUUAUGUACCUGAGGCCAACAUCCAGCUACUCUCUGGACCAAGACAAGUGGGCCUCUGUGUUCUACACGAUUAUCAUCCCCAUGUUGAAUCCCUUGAUCUACAGUUUGCAGAACAGAGAUGUGAAAGCUGCUUUCAAAAAACUAAUUCGAAAAAACCUCAAUAAUAACACAAAAUGAAAAUCUGUUUCUGUCAUAGGUAAAUAAUAGUAGUGGAAGGAGAUAGAAAAUGCAAAUGAUUUUUUGAUAAACACUACCCAAGUCUCCUUGCUAAGUGAAUAUUAAAUUCUGAAGGGGGGGCUCUAAUCCUUAACUCUACAAUCUGAAAGAAAUAUAAACUAAAUUAGUAUUUUUGAAAGACAUACUGGGCAAGAUGCAUUCAUUUCUUAUUCAAAGCCGGUUUACAUAUUAAUUAGAAAUUGGGACAGGACUCAAUAGGAGAAAGAAAUA
Chlorocebus sabaeus (green monkey) is the source of this 1200-nucleotide messenger RNA. RefSeq names its product olfactory receptor 5AR1-like. Gene Ontology annotation, molecular function: olfactory receptor activity; G protein-coupled receptor activity. Gene Ontology annotation, biological process: G protein-coupled receptor signaling pathway. Lineage: Eukaryota; Metazoa; Chordata; Mammalia; Primates; Cercopithecidae. The record is from RefSeq and is a predicted model, not a curated record. Gene Ontology annotation, cellular component: membrane.